AUGAUGCAUGCUUGCUGCGUCCAACCUGCCGUGGAAGUAGGGUCGCAGCUUUCACGUGGACGUGGAAGGCUCUGCUUGAAGGAACCAGGAGCAUGUGGCUCUGUCGACGAUGGCUGGUUGGCUUGCGACGUUAGCAGGGAAGCGUCGUUGCCUCCCUUGCAGUGGAGUCCUCGUAGACCCAGCGUGUCGCUGGUGUCUGACAAAUGUCCACCUGCUCCGAGCGAUCCCCCGAGCGACCCCCGGAGCGCCAAGUUCGCCCAUCUGCCCUCAGUGGGCACCUGGCUCCAGUGGCUCCCCGAACCGCUGGAGCCCCUGGAGCCCCUGGAGCCCUUGGCCCUGGAGCCCCUGGAGCCGGCCAAGCGUCCAAUGGAAACCUGGAGGGUGAGCAGACCCAAAGCAAAGGCCAAACAGGCCUUGUCCCGACCCAAGGUCCGGACACCGGUGCCACCCCGGGUCGAGCCGUUGGAAGAGUUCCAGGGCUAUGUGCGAGAGGGGGAGCUUUGGCCCACAUGGGUGCCCUGUUGCAUCCACAUUUGCUGGGAUCGUUUACUGAUCAUGCGCGAUGAAAUCCGCAGAGAAAGAGAUGUUCGCCCCAACCAUUCGGAGAUGUUGAUCUGGCUGACGCCAUCUCUUGUGGUCACCAUGGAAGAUUUUCACGUGGUGGUCUCAUCCCCGGAGACGCGCCUUGCGGUGACGUUGCGGGGCGGCAUGAGAUUCAACGCCUGCCUAGUGGAGGCCCUCAAGGAGGCGGUCCUCAGGCUGGACGAGAGCAUUUCUUCAAAGAAGAUGUCCUUCGUCUACCUGAACGUUUAUGACCUCUUCAACUGGCAAGUGGGUUUGCUGAACAACGUUGCCUGGAGCCUAUGGGGUGCCGGUGCAUUUCACGUGGGCCUCCAGAUCUAUGGCUACGAAUAUGCCUUCGGUGGCAGAGACAGAGGAAUUGACGGCAGCGGGAUUACACACUGUAAGCCUCGAUGCUGUCCAAAGCAUUCCUUCCGCGAGAGCCUGUGUUUGGGCGUCACAUCCCUGACCAAACAGGAGGUGGAUGAGCUUCUGCAUGAGGUGGCGCCAGAUUGGUCAAUACAGGCCUAUGAGACCUUGGGCCCCAACUGCGUUACCUUUUGUCGCCAGAUGUGCAAACGUCUGGCAGUUCAAGGUGUCCCUGACUGGGUGGAUUCCAUGGCUCGAAGCAUCAAGGAACGACGGCCGGUUGAAAGUCUGGAGGAAGGUCAUUGUGCAUAUGGACACGUUUGCCAACUGAACUCACCUGUGGAAGCGGGCCUGCUCUGGAAGUUGGUUGUAGGGCUGCUGAAAAGACCUGCGCGGGACUCCAUCGCAUGGAUCCCGACCCAGGGACUCCCAGUUGAUCCCGACCUUCAGAUCUCUUUUGAUCGUUGGUGGAUGCCACGAAAUGCGAAUGCCAUGUGUAGGUUUUUCUCUUGCGCGGCAUAUUUUGUUUCGGGGCUGUUGCUGACCCAAAGGUUGGAUCCUAUGUGUGGAGUAGGCACCUACCUCUUCGCUCUCCAAUGGGCUUUGAGCCGUAUGGCGCCCAAAACCGUGGCGAUGUGGGGAGCUGAUGCGGAAGCUGAGAGCCUCAUGCAUGCCACGGGCAAUGCGAAGCUUGCGAAGCUCCGAACCGGUGGGAUUUCGGGUGGAACCGGUGGGGGUGAUGUAGCCGUAUCGACUUCUUCCAGGGGCAGGGGGGCCAAGAUGGCCAAGGGGGCACCUUUUUCAAGCACGAGCUAUCCAAAAAGUACUGCCCAGCUGGGCCGCGGUUGUCGUGUCAUGGCGCGCAUUUGGGAUUUCUCCGUGAGCUUUGAGCCAAAGAUCGUGGCGAAUGCAAUGGAAGCUGAACGGCUGGAAGUGUCUUGGCAGCGCUUGGUGGGAGUGGAAGGCGAGAUGCCAGGCCACAUCUAUGACAAGAACUCCAUCACACGAUGGCUUUCUGAGGGCAACAAGCUAUCGCCUUGCACAGGUGAAGAACUGGUUCAUACAAAGCUGCUGAGAAUACAGCCCUUCUGCUCAGCCAUCGAGAAGUUCCUCAGGCAUUUGGGCGAGUUCACGGAGGCCGAGAUGGCGGCCCAGGAUCGGAGCGAUGGAAGCAGCAAUCAUGGCGUGAUGCACAGCUGCAUGGAAUUGGCUGCCUUUCUGGAACGGAAACUGCUGAAGAGUACGAACAGGCCAAAGAGAAGUUCCAAAGGCCGGGAGAAGCGCAGCAAGAACAUCUAUGCGGGGCAGAUGGCCUUUGAUGCAUUGCAACAAGCGAUCAAAGCGAAUCAAGCUGAGAUUGAUGAACUUCAAGCUCAAGUGAAUGGUGCUCAGAAGCAGUUGGAAUCGUUACAAAAAGGUAUCGAAGAAGAAGCUGCCCAAAUAGUGCAGCGCUUCUUGCAGAUGAAGCCCUUGCGGGAGAAGGCUGCCAUCAGCAUUCAGAGGUGGUUGCGCGAACGCGCCAAGGUCAAUGCUUGGAGAGAUCGAAGUGAAAAGCUGGCGAAGCAAUGUGCCAUGGCCAUGGCCAAUGGUAGGGAGGAGCUGGUCAACAAGUUUCAGUCCAAAGGGGAUUUGGACUAUCGCUUGGUCCUGAAAUUCCUCAAGGCCGAUGGCGCCGAUGUGAAUCAAAGCCUUCCGCCUGGUGUCACGCCCCUGUACAAGGCAGCCAUGGCAGGUCAGGUGAUCAGUGCACGGCUUCUUUGCAAGGCUGGGGCAGACAAGGAUGCUGUGGGUCCUUCGAAAGCACGACAACUUCAUGCAGAUUUGCAUGAUGCUUCGCGCACUGCUUUGUAUGCAGCAGCACAAGGUGGCCACCUGGGUGUGGUGAAAAUCCUUUGCGAACUGCGCGCCGACACCGACAAGGGCGCGACGCGCUACGGUGCGUCACCCCUCUUCACUGCGGCAGAGUAUGGACAUGCGGAGGUGGUGAAGAUCCUUUGUUCCUUUGGUGCGGCCACCAACAAAGCCCUCAUCGUCGACGCCUCCGACACAGGGCUAAUUCCGCUUCAUGCAGCUGCCAAGAACGGGCAUUUCGAGGUGCCCCCAGCCGUUCAGCUGAUGGUGGUGCGCUACUUGUGCGCCUGCAGGGGCGACGUUUGCAAAGCCACUUUGAAAGCUAAUUUGACACAGCUCAUCAGCAGUGAGCCCACGGACGCGCAACGGGGACAGGGAGACAUCCCAGAGGUGGGCAUCACACCACUUUUUCUGGCAGUUCGAGGAGGUCAUAGUCAGAUUGUGCAGUUCCUAUGUACAGCCCAGGCAGAUGUCAACAAGACAUUGCCGGACAGUGGAUGCACCACUCUUCACAUGGCUUGCCGCAAGGGCAAUCAGAGUGUGGUUCAAAUCCUGCUGACCGCCAAAGCCAACGUGAACAUCCCCCUCACCGCCAUGAACCGAUACACACCUCUGCAUGCAGCUGCAUCUGCUGGCUGCGAACUCGUGGUAUCACAGCUCUGCCAGGCUCGGGCCAAAAUGGAUCAACCAACUGGCGAGCCUGGGCAAUUUGUCAAUUUGCCAAUGGCUGUGACUCGGGGUAGGGCCGGGGUAGGAUCGCGCGGGCCUGGCAAUGAUUUUUUGCCAACUUUAUUCCGCUCCAGCUGCCAAGCGUUGCCAACCGCUUUUGUAUCAGCCAAGGACAUCGAAGCAACGCCCCUCUACCUGGCUGCUGCGAAGGGAUUCGUGAAAGUUGUGAAGGUUCUCUGCAGGUCGAGAGCAGAUGUCAACAAGACUCCCACCUGUACCAGUGCCACUCCAUUGUACAUGGCCUGCUUGAAUGGACAUUUGGAGGUGGUUCAAAGCCUUUGCCUCGCCAGGGCAGAUUUGAAUAAAGAAGUUCUCAGAAACAGACAGACACCGCUGUUCGUUGCUGCAAAGAAUGGUCACCUGGACAUAGCCAAAACUUUGAGCGUGGCCGGUGCGGAUCUACACAAAGCAUCUUCCAGCGAAGUGACUCCGUUACACAUGGCUGCCAUGAAUGGACACUAUGACCUUGUAGAAGGUCUUGUAAGCCGCAGCCUUUGCUUCAGUAAGAAACAACGCCGACGUCAACAUAGCUUCCAAAAUUGGCGCCACACCCUUGCACCUUACAGCGUUGAACAACCACCCACGGGUGCUCCUGAUGUGAGAUUCCAAUCCAUUGAUGCCAAGCUCUCCAAUGCCUUGAGAAAAGUCAUUGACAAUGCUGGGGACAAAUCCAUGCAAGUGAAGUAUGACAUGUCCAUGAAGAACCAAUUGUAUGGGAGAAGUGGGGACUUCAUCAAGGGACGAGAACUAUUUGCAAUGAUACUGAUUAGCUUCAAGUCACCUGACCAUACUGAAGUUCUCUACAAUGCCCAUCAUUUGUAUAUGUUCAACUAUUAUGGAGAUGAUCAGCUUGAGGCAUUCUACAACAAGUGGCUUGACAUCGUAUAUAAUAUGAAACAUGAUGAUCUACCUUCCAACAAUUCCCUGCGUGAUACAUUGUUCCGGAAGAUUGAACAUUCAAAGCUUAUGGCCUUCGAUAUCAAUCGAUACAAGACCUUUGACGAAGGGCAUCCUGAGAAGACCUAUGCUUACCUAACUGGUAUGAUCAAGGGAUACAUAGCACGAGGGAAGCAAGAACGACUGUUGAAAGAUAGAGAACGUGCAGUGAAACUGUCAUUGUCCUCUAACAAGACGACACCUGCCCUAGAAGAUGCAGACAAGCCUGCCGCUCCCGUCAAAACCAAGAAGGAGAACGAAGCAGCCGCAUCGUCUACAGGUGAUCCUCCCAAACGUCCUAAGGCGAAAGCGAAGAGUGAAGCUGCAUCAGUACUUCCUACACCUUCUCCGAAGUCCCAUGCCGACAAGAACAACAAGAAAGGCAAAGGUGGGAAGGGAAGAUCAUCUUCACCCGUGGACAAGAAGAAGAUUUUCUGUGUGGUGAAAGGCGAUCCCCUGCUAUUCCUGCCAGCGUACUUGGUGCUCUCUCCUCUUCUCCAAUGGACGGUGGGUUCCUACAUUUUCCAAGGCCCUAAGGUCGCGACAUCUUCAGGGGAUGUCGAGAAUCCGGCUCCAGCUGCCGACGUCACCGCAGUAGCUUCCAUCCCUUCAAUUCCAGAAGCUUCAAUCCCAGAAGCUGAUAUUCCGCCCAUGGACUCAAACUACUCUGCCAAGUCGGUUCCCAUUCCGGUCACUCGGGCCGCAACCUCCCACGCGGUUUUUCGAGAGGUCCCUGAGAGCAGAGAAGAGGUGCGCUUCCAAACCAUCAGCUUUGGCAUCGAGCCUCCCCUCAAGGUGGGCCCAGGACUUUCCGCGCAGGCCGAAUUGGAAGACGUCCUGACACCGGAGGACGUGCAGCUGCCCUGCCAGCGAGAGCGUUGUGGAAAGCGCUUGAAGCGCAUCCUCUUCAUGUUUCUGUCCCCUCCGGUGGCUGCCACACUGCUGGGUAUCCUGGUGGCUUUCAUUCGGCUGCUGCAGAACCAGUUCGUGAAUCUCAACGACUGGACCCUCCCAGAUAAGCGCGCCCUGGACUGGGCUUACAACGCUAUCCGCACCUUAGGUCAGGCGGCUGUGCCGGUGAACCUGCUGAUGUUGGGCUCCAACCUGUCCAAGGGAGCAGAUUUCAGAGCACUGCCCGUGGGUAUGGCCAUUGGUUUGACUCUGACCAAGAUGUUGCUGCAACCUGCGGUCGUCGCAUUCUUCGUCUUCUGCGUGUCCCGGCUGAUGCCGGGACCCGUGCAAACGGGGAAGUGGUUGGUGGCCAUUGUGGUGUCCUUGACCCCCACGGCCAACAACAUCAUGGUGCAGGUGGAGGUGGGUGGCCAGGACAAGGCUGCUAUGACGACGCUGAUUUUUAUCCAGUAUUUGAUGUCACCCAUCCUGCUCACCAUCUCACUGACAGCCACCAGCGCGCUAAUGCAAGUGGAUGGCUUCCUUGGCCACGCAGCUUCCCCCGAUUUCCAUGCGCAGUUUGGAAUUUGAGCCAUGCGGCAGUGAAUUCGGAUGUAACCUCUGCAACCUGUACAGCAGAGCAAGG
Messenger RNA from Cladocopium goreaui, 5983 nucleotides. The record is from the annotation of a GenBank genome assembly. NCBI's taxonomy places the organism in Eukaryota, Dinophyceae, Suessiales, Symbiodiniaceae.